Aspergillus pseudonomiae is the source of this 2109-nucleotide messenger RNA. RefSeq names its product FAD-binding oxidoreductase. The record is from RefSeq and is a predicted model, not a curated record. The coding region runs from base 442 to 1968 and encodes 508 amino acids. NCBI's taxonomy places the organism in Eukaryota, Fungi, Ascomycota, Eurotiomycetes, Eurotiales, Aspergillaceae. Gene Ontology annotation, molecular function: oxidoreductase activity; FAD binding. The transcript has 4 exons.
CAUUGAAAAGGGCAAUUCCUGGCUAGCAGACAUGAAACGAUCGGAAGCAACGCAGCAGGCGAGAUGUCAAGAGUGGGACAGCACGGGAUCGUUUGAUGGUUCCGACUGUUGGCUUCCGGACUCCCGGUAGGUCGAGCCUGCAAUGGGGCGAUGGCAGGAACGCCCCACUUUCACUUAGUAGUAUAUGCGCCAACGCACGAUACAAUUGCUUGGUCGGAACAAAAUAACAGCGCAAACUAGGCUGCUCCAGGCUCGAAUUCCGAGACCCAUUCUUGCAGAUUACUCGGACCGAACUGUUGCUGCUGCCCCGCGACCCCCCUGAACUAAUCGAUCAUGUUUCCUGCAGCUCCUACAUAAGCGCCGCAGCCCGCUUGCAGGGUUUGCUCCGCUGUGAGGCACUAGAGUUUCUUGAUCUCUCACAUUCCAGAACCCCUUGUCACCAUGUACCUACUCAAGAGGGAGGCCUUCACGGCCGUCGCCGUAUGGGCAAUGACCUCGGCCUGUCGCAGUGUGCCCGUCGCGCGCGAUUGGGCUAGUGGUCUGUGCCCGCGGAGUGACGCCGAUCUGCAGGAGCUUGGAGCCAAGCUUUCCAGCACGGCCAAGGUGUACUUCCCUGGCUCGUCGGAGUUCGAGCUCGCAUCCGCACGCUGGUCUACACUGGCCGAACCCAAUGUAACAGUCGUUGUGGUUCCCGGCACCGAGAGCGAUGUCGCCGAGACGGUGAAAUUCGCCAACAAGAAAGACCUGCCCUUCCUCGCAUACAAUGGCGCCCACGGAGCCCUUACCACCCUCGGCCAAAUGACCCACGGGAUUGAGAUAUCCCUGAGCCAACUGAGCAGCGUUGAAGUCGCCGAAGAUGGGAAAACGGCCAAGUUCGGCGGCGGAACCAUCUCCAAGACUGUCACCGACGAGCUGUGGAAAGUUGACAAGCAAGCAGUGACUGGAACCUGUGAGUGCGUCAGUCUUCUCGGACCGGCGCUUGGAGGCGGACACGGCUGGCUUCAAGGACACCACGGUCUUGUUGCAGACCAGUUCAUCUCCAUGAAUGUUGUUCUUGCCAACGGAACCCUGAUCACCAUUGACGAGAACUCAGAUCUCUGGUGGGCGAUGAAGGGAGCAGGCCAUAACUUCGGCAUUGUCACCUCUCUGACUACCAAGAUUUUUGAUCUUGAGCACAGUGAGUGGGCUAUCGAGACUAUUACCUUCAGCGGUGAGAAGGUCGAGGCUGUCUACCAGGCCGCCAAUGACUAUCUCUUGAAGAACGGCACGCAGCCCGAAGGUGUCAUCAAUUGGUCUUACUGGAUGAACGAUGCAACUGCAGACCCUAACAACCCUGUCAUCGUCUUCUACAUUAUCCAGGAAGGAGUAACGACCGUGGACUCCAAGUACACCAAGCCCUUCCAUGACAUUGGACCGUUGUCUGUGGUUCCCGACAGCGGCACCUACAAGGACCUCGCUACCUGGACCGGCAUUGCCAGCUCAUCCAUCCCAUGCCAGAAAUCCGGCUACUCCAACCCCCGUUUCCCUAUCUACCUCGAAUCGUAUAACGUCCAGGCCCAAAAGAAGAUCUGGGAUAUCUUCGCCCCGGCCAUCCGCGGAAACUCGGUCUUCAACAAUUCAAUGUUCCAGUUCGAGGGCUACUCUACCCAGGGCGUUCACAACAUUGACAGCCGCUCGAGUGCAUUUGCUUUCCGCAGCGAGAACCUCCUUGUCGCCCCACUCAUCAACUACCUGCCUGGCGGCGCAGAUCGUGACCGUCAAGCGCGUGCCUUAGGCACCCAGCUUCGCGACAUUCUCCACGAAGCGAGUGGUCGGAAGGACAUGCGCGCGUACGUCAACUACGCCUACGGAGACGAGACACCAGAGCAGCUGUACGGCAGCGAGCAGUGGCGUCAGAACCGCCUGCGAUCGUUGAAGCAGAAGUAUGACCCAGAGGGCAGGUUCAGCUUCUACGCUCCCAUUCCUUAGACCUGGGCGCAAGGGUGUGAGAAUUGUACAUAUCACGGGGGAUUUUACCAGACCAAUGUACAUUAGUUGUAUCGAUAUUAUAGAUGAAAAAAUGAAUAAAUAAAAAUGGCAUUUAGAUCUUCAAGUUAUAGCAUGCCCUCC